AUGACGAUUGAAAAUAAAGAUUCAAAAGCUAUUCAAAUCGAUACUCCCUUAAAAUCUCCGGUAUUCCCGAUGAACCUUUCGGACCCUCCAGAAAAGAAAUUAAAACCUAUUCAAGAUGCUAUUUCUAACGCAUUUCAAUUAUUUAAAGAAAGUAAAAUCUUUUCAUCAGAUAAAUAUAUUCAAAGGAAAAGUAAUAAGAUAGCGAAUGAAGAUAGUGUCUUUUAUAUUACUACUUUACAAUCAAUUGAUUAUAGUAAAAAGAUGAUCUUUCAUUCGGAAAAUGUUAUUGAAUAUACUCAAAAUCGUAAAAUUCCUACAACUGAUGAUAAACAUUAUUUACAAAAGAUGUCAAUUCCAAAAAAUCUUAUUAAAGAUAGUUUGGAUUUAAAGGAAUCAAUUAAAGGAUUGAAAAAUGAUUAUGAAGGAAUAUUAAAAAGUUUAGGAUCAAUUCAAGAUGAUCUUCGUGAAUAUAAAUGUGAUGUUAGUGAACGUAUACGAGCAAUUCCUUAUUAUGAAUCACAAAUCCAAGUUCAUAAAAAUAAAUCCCAAAUUCAUUCUUAUAGAUCUAAUAAUUUCUUUCUUUUUGGUGGAGGAAUAAUUUUUGGGGCUUUAUUAAUAGUAAUUUGCGCUCUAGGUGAUAUUUAUUCAUCCAUCAUUUUACCCAUUAAUUUAACGAUGAUGAUAUUUGGUUUCUUAUCGGUUGGAAUAGGUUUAAUAUUUAAAAUGACUUCACGUUUACAUUUAAAUGAAGUUGUUAACAUUGAUGAAGAAUUACAAUUUACUAAAAAUUUAUCGGUAACCACGAAUGAUAAUGAAAUACGAGAAUUAGAACUUCAUUUGAUUGAUCUCAUUUGGCAACUCAAAAUGAUUCUCGCUUAUUGGAAGAAAUAUCAAUUAAAUUUAGAAAAUCUCAUCGUUGAACUUGGACAUGGAAAUAUUAAUAUAGAUCAAGUUGAUGAUUUUUGGUUUACAAUAAAACAACAAU
Molecule: messenger RNA, 985 nt
Organism: Diversispora eburnea
Lineage: Eukaryota; Fungi; Glomeromycota; Glomeromycetes; Diversisporales; Diversisporaceae
Source: the annotation of a GenBank genome assembly